This is a messenger RNA of Paramecium sonneborni, 1152 nucleotides long. NCBI's taxonomy places the organism in Eukaryota, Ciliophora, Oligohymenophorea, Peniculida, Parameciidae. The record is from the annotation of a GenBank genome assembly.
AUGAUCAAUUAACUAAAUUAAUAGCUAGAAAGAGUGGAUGACUUGAAAAGUGGAGAUAUUUGCACAGAGUUUAUAUUUGAAUAAAAAGCUAUUUUGGGAAGUGGAACAUAUGGGUAAUGAUUUAGGUUGAAUUAAUAGUAAAGUAUACAAAAUGAAGAGUAAAUUUGAUAAUCAAUAUUAUGCUGUAAAAUGUAUCAAAAAAUAAAAUGAAAAGGAAGGGGUAUAUAAUUAAAUAAUGAUAAUUAGUUUCCAAUAACUUCAUUAAGAGAAAUAAAAUUCUUAACAACAUUAGAUUAAGAGAAUGUAAUAAAAAUAAAGUAGAUUUAUACUAGAGUAAAAAAAAACAAAAAUAAAAUAAAAACAAUAAAAACUUAUUGUGCAAUGGAUUUAAUGGCAAAUGAUUUUUGGAAAUUAUUAGCGAAAAAUGAAGAAUAAAAGUUUUAUUUUACUACAAAUUAAAUUCGUAGCAUUCUUUACUAAUGUUUUAAAGGACUUUAAUAUAUACAUUCAUAAAAUAUAAUUCAUAGAGAUAUAAAGAGUGCAAAUAUUUUAGUGAAUGAAAUAGGAGUAGUGAAAAUAGCUGAUUUUGGUUUAGCAAAGUUUUGUCCAAAAAAAGAGGGAGUAAAGAAAACUCCAACAGUUGUUACAUUAGGUUAUAGAGCACCAGAAGUAUUAUUAACAAGAGGAUAAUAUAACUUUUAAAUAGAUGUUUGGAGUAUGGGUUGUUUUGCAGUAGAAUUAAAUUUUAAUAGACCAUUAUUUAAAGCUAAAGAUGAAGCUUAACAAAUAUAACAAAUUUUUGAAAAAUGUGGAACACCUACAGCAGAAACUUGGCCAGAAAUAAUGAAAUCUGAUUACUUUAUUAAACUUAAUCCUUAAAGAUAUGAUAGAAAGUUUAUAUCAUCAAUAAGAAAUAUGAAAAAAGAUUUUGAUGAUGAAUUAUUAGAUUUGUUAGAUAAGAUUUUUGUAUUGAAUCCUAAUGUUCGUCUAACAGUUGAAUAAGUAUUAUAGCAUCCAUUCUUUAAAAAUCACAAUUUGAAUCUGUGUUUUGAAUAAUUUUAAGAAUAUUUAAUAAAAAGAAAUGUAAAUUUAGAAAAGGUUAUUACAUUAAUUUAGAAACCUGUUCAAAAAGAUAUAGAUUUUAUUAUAUGA